AUUGAGGCAGCAACCUAUACUAGGGCUAAUAACUCAGAAAUCCAGCUAACGUUAGCAUGUGUACUUUUUCCACAGACAAACGUUUCACAAGUUGUUCUUUUUUGUUUGUUGGAUAUUCUGCACCCAGGUUUUAUUUAAGUUAAAUGGUUUGAUAUUUACAGUAUAUACCUGGUGAAAAAAGUUCCUAAAAAGUUAAUUUAAUUUAAAAAAAAACUUGGAGGAGUUCAGACAUUUCAUUCAAAAAGAACCCAGGUCAGUGCCCUCAUUUAAACCAUGCAAACUUUGAUGACCUUGCAAGGUCAUUUAUGUUUGCAAAGUUUGAUGCCGAUGCUUUGCUUUUAAGAGACAUGUCUCUUAAAAGCUUUGGCAAGAAUCGUUAGGAACUGGAAUUGCUUCUAAUUCAAGUCUUGACUCUGUCACAGUGACAGUUCUUCUUUUUCACUCGUGCAAGUAAAUCUUUUAAUGCACACACAUGUGUUGUAAAUCUAGCUGAUGCAAUACUAGUUAGCUUAAAAAUGCCAGUAAUGUGCAUUUAAGGACAAACUGUGUUAUAUUUAAAGAUCUGUAAUAGCCUAACACUAACAUUUGUCCUACUAACAGCAGAUCUGUGUUGGCUCAGUGUUUGUUCACCCAGAUAACCCCAUUGCACCUUUUCUUCAGGACACCAUGUCUCCUCAAGUCCGACUCAGGCUGCUUCCCAGCGCCAGGUGCUUGUUUGACGAGCCCAUCCAGGUGAAAGUGGAUGGCCUGAGGUCCAGGCAGGUGGUCACCAUGAGGGCCAAAGCGACAGAUGAGAGGGGAGUGAUCUUCCGAUCUUCCGCCAUCUACAGGGCGGACAGGAGCGGCAAGAUUGAAAUGCAGCGGGACCCGGCGCUGUGCGGGAGCUACGUGGGCGUGGAGCCCAUGGGUCUGCUAUGGUCCAUGAAGGCCGACACGCCGCAUAAAUACUUCCACUGGAGCCUGGCGCUGAAUCCUCACAUGGUCAAGUUCUCUGUGCAUGACAGCGUAGCAGAGGAAGAUGAUGGCCAGGCUCUUGCGGAGGCAACCAAUGAGAGGUGUCUGAUUGCGGAAGGGGUCAGCCGGGUUGUCAUCAAACAGGGGACAUUUAGUGGUGUUUUGUUCACUCCUCCAGGCGAAGGUCCCUUCCCGGGUGUGCUGGAUUUGUGCACCUUCAUGUCUGAGAAGCGAGCCAGUCUGUUGGCCAACAAAGGCUUCAUGGUUCUAGCCAUGGCUGUGUUCAACGACAAACCCGCCAACAUCAAACACUUAAACCUGGAUUACUUUGAGGAAGCCGUCCAAUUCUUACAACAACAACCCAAGGUGGGCGGUAAAGGAAUCGGUGUGAUAUCGAGGUCCAAAGGAGGAGACAUCGGUCUGUCGCUGUCGUCUUUUACCUCCGGCGUGGAGGCAGUGGUCUGGAUCAACGGCUGCAGCGCAAACAUUGGCUAUCCUCUCCACUACAAGAACCGCCAAGUGCUCUCUGUCUUGGGGUCCAACCUGAGCAAGGUGUUGCCCACCCCAUCUGGCGCCAGCAUUGUCAAGUUCGGCGUGGGUGAUCCCGAAACAGAGGAAAACCAGGGCAGCGUGGUGCCCAUCGAAAAAGCCAAGGCACAUUUUCUCUUUGUGGCCUCGGAGGACGACCUCAACUGGGACAGCAAGGCCUUCAUGGAGGGUAUGGCGCAGCGACUGAAGCGUGAGGGGAAGAAGAACUUUGAGACUGUGUGCUACCCGAGAGCCGGACACUUGCUGGAGCCUCCCUACAGUCCUUACUGUUAUUCCGGCCUGCAUGGGAUUGUCCCUUCACCCGUCUUGUGGGGGGGCGAGCCCAAAGCCCACAUUGAUGCAGAGGUCCACUUGUGGAAGAAGAUCGAGGACUUCUUCAGAACUCGACUGAUCUAUAAAUUAUAGACUCAUCAAGCCUGAUGGGAAAAACUGAAGGACAGUCAAAAAAAAAUCAUGAACCAACAGUCAAAUUAGUAGGGGUGUCACUAGAUACUCAGUUCAUGAGACGAGACAAUAUCCGCAAUGGCAUCUACAAAAUUAUAUUUUAACAUUACUUUUAAUAAAAGUACACCGAAAAAAAUGACAAUAUAUAAUUUAAUUUCUACUACGUUACCUUGCAUUGCUCCUCACGAGGCUAUACUCUUCUGCACUACACACACAAAGAGACUGUAUGACUGACAAAAGGGCUCACUCCGUUCAUGCCGUUGUUCCAUGAAGCUGCAGUUAGCUUGGCCAGAUUUUUUUAAAAUCUAAAUUUAAUUUAUGUUAAUCCAUAAGUAUGAAAUGUAAGUGUGAAUGGUUGGUUGUCUAUAUGUGCCCUGCGAUUGGUUGCGACCAGUCCAGGAUGUACCCCGCCUCUCGCCCAAAGUCAGCCGGGAUAGGCUGCAGCAUACCCCCUCGACCCUCGACCCUAAUGGCCCCUCGACCCUCGACCCUAAGCGGCAUCGAAAAAAUGGAUCAUUGUUAAAAAAAUUAAAAAGGUUGCCACAAAACACUUCAACAGUGCCAUCUAGUGGUCAGAAUGAGAUCCAACAAGAAGACAUAUUUCAAAGAUUGAAAAAGGACAGUUGUUGCUCCAGUUUAUUUUUUUAAAGGAUAAGUGUUAUAUGUUAAAGUUGUGCAGUGUUGAGUGUUGAUAAAUGAAAAGACUAGUAGAGUAUAGU
Molecule: messenger RNA, 2666 nt
Organism: Dunckerocampus dactyliophorus (ringed pipefish)
Lineage: Eukaryota; Metazoa; Chordata; Actinopteri; Syngnathiformes; Syngnathidae
Product: acyl-coenzyme A thioesterase 3-like
Exons: 4
Coding region: 667-1908 (413 amino acids)
Biological process (GO): acyl-CoA metabolic process; fatty acid metabolic process
Molecular function (GO): fatty acyl-CoA hydrolase activity
Source: RefSeq, a predicted model, not a curated record